AUGGGAGAUCCUCCACGUUCACACACGAGUCCUGAUCUCUACAGUGUGGUGGGAAUCUCGAAAGAUAUAUGCAAAGCAUACAAAUCCCUCUUCAUGAAAUGGCUUCCCGAUAAGAGUCCCACCAAAAAAUUCCAUCACGAUGCCAAAUCCGUCGGCGCUGAUGAAGAGUUCACGGUAAUCCAUGGAAAAAAGGAUGAAGACAUUGAUGAUAGCUUAUACUUCACGCGCUGCGCGUCAUUUACAUCAAGGAGUGCGAGUAGAAGUAAAACGCCAAGCCCACACUCCCGGCCGCACAGUGCAAGCCGGCGGAGCACCACCCCACUAUCCAAACUUAUGGGCAGAAGAAGCAACUCCGAAACCGAAAUUCCGUUUACCGGUUCCUUUUUAUCAAGGAAUGGGAGUAGAAGAAGUAAAACGCUUACGCCGACGCCGGCGAGCCCACGCUCCUGGACGAACGGCUCAAGCGGGCAGAGCACCACCACGCUAUCGAGCCUUAUGAGCAGAAGAAGCAACUCAGAAACCGAAAUAUCCUUUCCCUUUUUACCCCCAGAAAUCAAAACACCUAUUUUCUCUUCGCACACAGAAGCCGAAGGCUCUCAAUCAAGAAGUGCUAGGAGUAGAAGGAGCUCAUCGGAAACGGAAGCUUCACUAUUAAAAGAUGUGGGCCGAAGGUCCACCACCCCUAUCAUAUUCUCGCAAUCAACUGCGCGGCGAAAACCUCCGGCAGUGGAGAAGAAGCUCAAGUGCACGCUUGAGGAGUUGUCUGAAGGAUGUGUCAAGAAGAUCAUGAUCACAAGAGAUGUCAUCACCAACAAUGGGAUAAUCAUCCAAGAAGAGGAGAUAGUGAAGAUCAAAGUGAAACCAGGAUGGAGGGAGGGAACCAAGGUAACAUUUGAGGGAAAGGGUGAUGAAAAACCAGGGUAUCUCCCUGCUGAUAUAAUCUUCUCCAUUGAUGAAAAAACACACCCUUUGUUUAGGAGGAAAGGUGACGAUUUGGAAAUAGGAAUUGAGAUCCCUUUGGUGAAGGCUCUCACUGGUUGCUCAGUUCCAGUGCCUCUAUUAGGAGGUGAAAAGAUGACUUUGUCAUUCGAUGAUAUCAUAUAUCCAGGCUUCAGAAAACUCAUGCGAGGGUGUAGUGUGUGA
This is a messenger RNA of Corylus avellana, 1143 nucleotides long. Lineage: Eukaryota; Viridiplantae; Streptophyta; Magnoliopsida; Fagales; Betulaceae. The record is from RefSeq and is a predicted model, not a curated record.